Molecule: messenger RNA, 1122 nt
Organism: Pieris macdunnoughi
Lineage: Eukaryota; Metazoa; Arthropoda; Insecta; Lepidoptera; Pieridae
Source: the annotation of a GenBank genome assembly
AUGAGAAUCCUCGGAAUAAAGAACGCGAAAAUCGAUGACACCACCUUAGACGUGCAUUUUGAAAAUGAUAUGGUUGUAUGUUUUGAAGAUUGCUGGCUAAGAGACCAUUGCAGAUGCUCCAAAUGCUUCGUCACGAAUACAAAUCUAAGAGCGAACCAUCUGAUAGAACUACCAGAUGUUACAAUGAAAAGCGUAAUUGUCAAUGGGUCCGAACUACAAGUAACUUGGUCUGAUGAGCACGAAUCUACCUACGAUGCAGAAUUUUUGGCUGAAUUCGAAAUGAAGGCCUGGGUGGACCGUCGAAGGAUCAACCACAUCAUAUGGCGCGGAGAUGAAAUUUCUCACAAAGUUGCCAGAAUCCCGGUUGACAAAUUCCUCAAAACAAAACAAGGAGCAAAAGCGAUUUUUCAAUCAAUUCUGGACUACGGAGUGGCUUUUAUUGAGGAAGUGGAACCAACUUUGGACGGAACAGCAGUAGUAGCGGAGGCUCUUGGUGGAAUCCAGCAAACUUUAUUCGGUGGUAUGUGGGACAUCAAAGUAGACGAAUCACUUAACGACACGGCCUUCAUGAGUAUCCCUCUACCGCAGCACACAGAUCUAUCUUCCUUCACGGAUCCCGCUGGCUUGCAACUCCUUCAUUCCCUGGAGCACACAAAUGGUGAAGGUGGUGAGACUGUUCUGGUAGACGGGUUCUACGCUGCGGCGAAGUUAAAGGAGGAGCAUCCAAGAGACUAUGACUUCCUAACAAAGUUCCCAGUGGAGGCCGAAUACAAAUUCAACGGACAUUCAUUUAGACACGCUGCGCCGGCGAUUGAGCUUGAUAUGAUCACGAAUGACGUCAGACAAAUUAGAUUCAACUCAUAUGAUAGGUCACCAAUGGCGUUCACAAAUGGUGACGAUUGCAGAACAUAUUACCGCUCCUUGAAACACUUCGCUUCAUCCAUCGAGAACAAGAAGAACCACUGGCAGUUCAAAUUGAAACCUGGCGUUGUUAUGGUGUUCGACAACUUCAGGCUGUUGCAUGGCAGGACGGGUUUCACCGGUAGGAGAGUCCUUGGUGGAACUUACGUAUCCAGAACCAACUGGAUGGACAAGGCCCGUGUUCUCGAACUUAUUCACUAA